Messenger RNA from Equus quagga, 7436 nucleotides. It is a transcript of the gene BIRC7, whose product is annotated as baculoviral IAP repeat containing 7. Gene Ontology annotation, molecular function: ubiquitin protein ligase activity; cysteine-type endopeptidase inhibitor activity involved in apoptotic process. Lineage: Eukaryota; Metazoa; Chordata; Mammalia; Perissodactyla; Equidae. Bases 6707 to 7297 code for a protein of 196 amino acids. Gene Ontology annotation, biological process: negative regulation of apoptotic process; regulation of cell cycle; positive regulation of protein ubiquitination. The transcript has 10 exons. The record is from RefSeq and is a predicted model, not a curated record. Gene Ontology annotation, cellular component: cytoplasm; nucleus.
CAAGCAUGUGACGAGUUAGUUUUCACGACACGGGAAUACAAUGAAAAUGACAACCACCUCCUGCUUAAGUGCAGGGUGAUCAGAAACAAGAUUUAUACAGCACUGGUCAUCACGUCCAACAGGAAAGCUAAGAUGGCUGAGAACACAGCAAAGUGAGAGAAAUUAAUAACAAAUAAAUCCAGGGGGUCAUCGCCAAACACAAAGCACAUCUCCAAUGAUUCAGACUCAAGUGAAGUGAAUGAGCUCAGCCACGCCAGAACUGGCUGGAUGGCAACCUACUCAGCAAUCCCUUCAAGAAGCCAUCCAUUUAAAGGAACCCAGGGUGUGGAAUGAACCUCUGGUCCCACUGGCAAUCAUGCUUAUGGUGGACACUGACAGCAUGGGCAGCACAUUGGAAAAUGAGCGCAGCUUUAAAGAGGCAGGAAGCUAUUUCUAACAGCAAGCUGGGGUGUUUAGGGCUACAGGGUGGUUUGCCCCACAAACUGAUUUCAAGCUGAUUGCUCACGGACUUCCCACCUCAUCAGGAACCCCCUUUCCCACUCUUGACUCACAGGCUUCCAUACCACCUGUCAAGAGCCACUUCAGAGGCCCCUUGCACAUGCCUUUCCUGACAGCCCACCCCCCCACCUCUGAGUCCAAAGGGGUCUUGCUACCUCACAUCCCCAUGGCAUGUGAGCCCCCCAUCUCCAGGCUCUAGGAGUGGGCCUCGCAGCGUGGGGGCUCUGGCUGGCUCCAGCUCCUUCACCACGAGUAAGCCUCCCACUCUGCUCUCUGGGCUGGAGGAGCCCUCACUUCAGGCUCCAGCCUCACCUGGGCUCCCUUACUGAGAAUACACCUCUCUGUGGCGGCUGGAACCUCAGAGAGAGGGUUUAAAGUGGCUGGACUGCAAGGUAGCAGCGCCCGGCAGAGAACACAACUGCAGCAGGGCCUUGUCUAAGGCACCUCCAGAAAGCUGCCCAGGGCGGGAACUGAGUCCCGGGCUCAGGAGUUCUGGGAAGGCAUCUCCUUGCAAAGAGACCUGGGGGUCUGGUCAGAACUGCUACCGUCUGAGGUAACUUAAAUGCGCCCCUGGGGAGUAGGAACAGGGUGCGGGGUGCUGAGGAGCAGGAAUGUGGGGUGAGGAGGCUUCCCACCCAGGGCAGCUUCUCUGAGAGCGGAAAGGCUGUGAAGACAACCAAGAGUGGGGGCAAACGAGACGUCCUCCAGUCUGGGAGGCCCUUUUCUGAUUCCUUCAUAGUCCCCAUCCUCUCCCUGUCUCCCAGAUAACCAGAAAGUUCCACACGGAGAGCACUGGCUACAGACCUCCUCCCUGGCUGCAGAGAGUGGCUGGUGUCCUGAGUGCAACCUCUAGUCUCGAUACCUGAGAAGGGAACUGGGCUGAAGCAGCCAGGGAGGGUCUGGAAAGCCAGAUGACAUUGCAGCUCUGUUUCCCUGGAAUGAGAUGGGCAGUAACUCUGCGCCCCCCAGAAGACCCAGUGAAGAGCAGGCCGGUCCCUCAGCACAUCCCAGCCCAACAAGUGACCACGGGGACAAGGGGGACCCAGCCACCUGGCCACCAGUUUCCACUGCCACCUCCUGCCUCCCUGUCCCAUCCUAGGAUUCUUGGGGCUUCAGGAAUCAGAUUGCCUUCCUGUUGGCUGCUCCACUAGACAGUAGGCUAUUCCAGAAUCACCUUUUAAAAUGCAGAAACAAUGCUCCCUACACCAAAAAGUCUUUGACAUUCUCAGGGAAUUAACAACAAAGACAACAAAUGGGUACCAUCAAUGUUCUCUAAGCAUGGGAAUGGCUCGAGCUACCUUCCCUUAAAGGAUUUCAGUGACUCUGGCCCCUUCAGUGUAACCUCUCCCUCAAUUUGCCUCCACCCAAUCUGGGCCCUCAGGGCAGCCUCUCCAGUGGGCCAGAGACAGGAGGGAGGGCAAAUCAGUGGGAGGUUUGGGCAGAGGACUUGCUCUGCUCUGCAAGGGGCAGCCCCAGGGGCUUAAGCCUCUGACCUUGGUGCCCAAGAAGGUUCAAGAGGACAAUGGAGAUGGUCCUGCCAGAGGGAGGCCAGCCCUCCUUCUCCUGUCAGCUGGUGCACUCUCCUUAGCAAGGCUGUGUUCACAUCAAGGCAUUCUGCCUCACCCGCAAGGAGGACACAUGGGAGAAAAGAAGACCUAAGUGGCUGUGUGGCAUUCCAAACACUUGGCCACAAAAACAACCAGAGCAACGGGACGGUGGCCACAGAGCGCUGUGCUCCACACAAGAACCCCCAGGGCCAGCUCCUCACUUUCAACUGACACUUAAGCCUUGAUCUUAACAGGACCGAAUUUAGGAGAUGAGAUGACAUGCAUUAUGUUAACCGUUUAACAUCCCUCAAAAUCCAUCUCGAGUACUACUGUUACAUGGAGAAACCUAGCAUCCGAGUAACAUGGGCACCACUCUGCGGAUGGGUGGUACUCAGCUGCUUCCAGCUAGGACUGCCUGGGGAAAGAUGGGGCAACCAUGGCAUCACCUGGACCUCCACCUCCAGUCACAGGUAAGACCAAGGCCACAGGCGUCUGGGGGAGGCAGGGGCCGGUGGCCUGGCAGUGGCAGCCCUGGGAGGACCUUACCCCUCUCCUCCUGGGAUCUGUCAGUGUGGGCAGGUCACUAUGAGGUGAGCACUGGGAAAGCUGCAGCUUACUGAAAUGUCGUACAACUUAACACUUAAAUCCACACGACAAAAGGAAUGGAGACAUCUCCCUUCGAGUUCCCAGAUGAAGAAGGUGUGCUUUAGGAAGAGCUUCCUCAGAAGUGGCUGCAGGCCUACCAGGGGCUGUCCCCAUGUGCACCAGGUCCCACCCCACACUGCCAUUCUUGGGGUCCUUCUCAGCACAGGGCUCAGAGUCACCGGAGUCAUAACACAGGGAGAGCUGGGCUGUGAACCAGCCCUGCCCAACUCCUCCGCACGCUGUCCACCCUCAGCGGGCCACACGGCAGGCUGCGUGUGGUGACCUCGAGCGCAGGGAGCCCGAUUUCCAUUUUUACCCCGAUCUUACUGGCAGCCUAUUUCCUACUACAUCUGUUAUACUUCCUUCAACUCAGAAAGAAAAGCAGCAAAUUAAUUUGCAAAGCUCUGAAAUAGUCAUUUUGCACAGUAAGAAACCCUGGUGAGGUCACCCCUCUGCAGCUGGGCUGCAGUCUGCAGCUCACACCCUCCUUUCUUGCGCUGUGAGGGAAGCGGUUCUGGUCAGCCUGUCGGUCACAGCCUGUUGUGCAUGGGGAACUGUUCAGGCCUGAACUCACAGCGCAACUAAAACCAAACUUACUUCCAAUGUGAACUGCAGUGCAACCCCCAACUGAAGAUGCAGAGCCUGGGCUGCCUGUGGAACACAGGGAGCCUCUCAGGACUCUGUCCUCCCUGUACCCUGGGCUGGCAGGCACAGCUCAGCACCCUCACUAAGAACUGCUUUCCAGACCAGAGGCGCUGCAGCCCAAAUGCUCCUUGGUGUGGCUCGUGUGACAUCAAACAAGCGCCCCAGGUAGUCCCUGUGCAGCCAAGGUGAUGACUAUGAAAGCUUGCUUACCAGGGAUAUGCAGGCAUAAACCCAAGUGAUGAAAAUGAAUUCUGAGCUCUCUGAGCAGACUAAUACCUCUGAGCAGUGAAAGGAGCAGCACAGAGCGAAUCCUCUUAAGGACACGGCACUACACCACCCCUGAUGAACGCUUGUGCGUGCGAGCCUGCUGAUUACAGCCUGCGGCAUAACAGAGGGCCUCGGGAGGGCAGGCUCAUAGGUCUUCAAGGCAAGAUCAGUCCAGUGAGGUUGGAAAAGACAUCCCCAAACGCUGGACUCUUAGGGUGCCUCCAUGGGACUAAGUUAAAAAGGAUCAACAAAGUGAGCGCUGCAAAUAAAAUCAAUGCCAAAUGCGAAGUGACCAUCAUCCCAGGUCAUUUUCUUUGAAAAACCAGAGUAAGACACAAUAAAGUCAUCAAUCUAUUUAGAAUUAAGAGUUUUUCAUACUAAAAUUUAACCACAUAAAAAAAAAAACUCAUUCUGAAUGAUCAGAACCAUUUACUUUAAAGUUGAAAUAUUUGCUUGCUAAUUCGUUUUUGGGAGAAGAAAGGAAUCUGAAAUUACUCAAAUGCUUUAAGUUUCACAAACAAUAAAGUGACUCAGCCAUUAAAGUGAGUGACCAAGAGAAGGGAGGGAGAAAGCGAAAGGACCCUUCAAAAGCCCAAGGUAAACAGAACACUUUUGGAGUAUGUUGAGAGGCAUUUACUUAAAAAGGGGGAAAAAAAAAAAAAGACUAAAUGAUGUAAAAAGGAAAAUGCUGGGGCAAUUAUGAAAACGGUGACAAAGUGACACAGACUCCUGGGAAACUGGCUCUGAGUCCAGGCCCGCACCACUGUUCCUGGGAGAUGCAGAGGUAGCUGCCGGCUCUUCACGUGCUCAAGGCUGCGGUUUCAGCCCCUCAGCUGGUGAGGUCAUAUGCAAGAGCGCAGUUUUUCUAACAUCCACAGAAUUUCUGCUUUUGUUUCAUGCCUCGAGGCUCGUACUUUGAGCAACGUGACAACAAGAAGUAUGUUAAGAUUCCACUGGGUCUUGCUAGCUGCAUUUUGUGAUGGCAAGUCCCUACUGCGUGGGCACCAUCGCUGUGUUUUAAGGAAGUUCAGUCUCUAGAUGCAACUGUAAGAAACCUAUGGCAGGCCAAUGCCAGUGUUCUUUGCUGACCCCUCAGUUGGCCCCAGGCCCACCAGGACCGCCCAGUGCAGCAAUAAGCUAUGUGCCGAGUUUCUCCACGGCUCUUUGCACAGAACGGACACCCUGACAAGGCAUCAAUUUAGCCUGGCUUUUGGCUGGCAGGUGAAAAACCCCAAAGAUGACAGAAACGCAGGGUGACAGCUGAGCGCAAUUUUCAAGACGAGCUUGCCUUUAAACUGAAACAUCUCUCGAGGCCAGACAGAAGCUCCUUGCAAACAGAGUAAAGAGGUACAAAUUUCAACUUAACCACAUAAGACAACAUUUGAGAAAUGGUAUACACAAGGUACUCGAAGAGACGGCACUCGAAAGCCCACGGCAUCCUAAACUCAUAAAACACACCGGUUUUACUGGUCAGCACUUCAAGCGGCUCUGCUCCACGUGGAACGCAUUCCUCGUGUCAGAGACCCUGACCAGCAGGCAGCUUUCUGAAAGAACACUUCAGAAUAGGCGUAAACGAUCAGCACUGGAGCCUGAAACACGAACAUUUAUAAGUCUUUCUUACAAAGCGGAUGCUUCCUAUUACAGUUUGAACACAACUGAACUAUUUAAGAGGAAAAACGAAAGAAGUUUACUUUUAUUCCUUUCUGUGCCUGUCAGUUGUGACCGGGCAAAGGGAUGAGUCUGGUGACAACUGAGCCCUCCACGUGCAGCCGCAGAUGCCCUUGGGGACCUCCCUCAGUGCCCACACCAAACUCAAAGGCUCUGUCCUUGAAACUCUGAGUAGGAACUUCUCUGGGUCAUUCAGAAAACAGUGACCCAGGAAAGCAGGAAGGCCCUGAGGGCACAGUCAGGACCGGACCGCCAGCCACCAGAGCCACCCAGGGCCCUUACCCAGAACUCUUCACCCAGAGCCCCUCGCCCCCCAUGCUUUCCUUUCCCCCCUCAUUCCCAAAAAGCUGACAACUGUGUAUUUCGAGUCACAGAGAGAGAUCCAGAGCUGCCACACCAGGAUCUCCCAGGGUGACCGGGAAGGACCGCGCACACCAGAACCGCCCACCCCGAGGGCAAGGGUCCCGCCUGGCACACUACACAAACUAACCUAACGGGAGGGGCUGGAAGGGGCGUGCAGAAUGGAGGCCUCACAAAACAGAAAGCCAUAGGAGCCUCCGCGCAGCGACUACAAACCACGUCUACAUUAAAAAAACAUUUCCACAGGCUGAUGGCUCCAUCCACCAUCCUUUCUGUGGUGACGGCUCACAGGUGUGCAUGUGUCCAAGGGACAGUCGCUCAGGAAGCGUCCCACUCAACACGUGCAGGUCCCACAGGUCAGCAGCACCUCAGGAAGUACUCAGUGCACUGCCAGACGCUGUGCGCUUACUGCUUCCAUGCUAAUUUACUCACUGGCAGCCUAGCUGGACAUCCCGGCAUGUCCUCAAUCUGAGAACUGGGGACCAAAACGCAAGAGAGAACCCUUCUAAACAGGAAUCUUUGCCAGCAGAGUCCAAAUCUAGGAGCAGCAACAAUUCCCAGGCCACACUGCACGGUGGCCCACGUGAGGGAACGCGUGACCAGUGCCAGGACAGAAGGAGCCUUGGGGCACGCAGGGGAGAGAAGCACCGCGCCCCGUCAGUCAGGAGCCACAAACUGGCUCCACCUCCCAAACAAGGGCCUCUCUGGUCUUUAGUUUCUUCACUUACAAAACGAAAGGACCAGGAAAGUGAGGACGUGAGAGCUCUCCUGUGUCGCGUUUCCCACACUCUAACAUUUGGGCGUUGCUGGAAAACCUGCCCUCAAUCAGGAGCAGGAGCUCACGCUCACACGCCGGGCUGAUUCACCAUCAUGCAAGGUGAAGGGGCUGUUUAAGGCUGUUCGCUGGCAGCAUCAACCGACAACGGUCUUUCCACACGGUUCCCCCCGGACUCCACUGACAUCAGAUCAUCUACUCCAUUCUCGGUGAGAAAGAUCAGCCUCGAGCUAACGCUGACGCGUUGAGAGCAGGCACGUGCCCACACCUGGACGAGAACAGCAAGGAAGAGGUGUUGGGGAUGGGCUCUGAGGAGCUACGGCUGGCCUCCUUCUGUCACUGGCCGCUGACCGCCGUAGUACGACCCGAGCUGCUAGCUGCCGCUGGCUUCUUCCACACCGGCUGGCAGGACAAGGUGAGGUGCUUCUUCUGCCAUGGGGGUCUGCAGAGCUGGGAGCGAGGGGAUGACCCCUGGACUGAGCACGCCAAGUGGUUCCCCAGAUGUGAAUUCCUGCUCCAGACAAAAGGGAGGGACUUCGUCUGCAGGGUGCAGGAGUCUUGUUGCCACCAGCUCAGCUCCUGGGAUCAAUUGGAAGAACCAGAAGAUGCUGCCCCCUCAGUGCCCAGCACUCCUGUCCACCGGGGUCCUGACCCACCCAUGCCCAGAAGAGAGGCCCAGUCAGGUGCUAGGGAGCCAGGAGCCCAGAAUGUGGAGGAGCAGCUGCAGCGCCUGCAGGAGGAGCGGACCUGCAAGGUGUGCCUGGACCGAGCUGUGUCCGUCGUCUUCGUGCCCUGCGGCCACCUGGUCUGUGCUGAGUGUGCACCCAACCUGCAGAUCUGCCCCAUCUGCAGGGCCCCCAUCGACAGCUGCGUGCGCACCUUCCUGUCCUAGGCCAGGUGUUGUGAGCCCUGGCACCCUGUCCCUCAGACCACACCACGGGCCCGCGGAGGACCGCUGAGCCCCAACUCCCGGACCACAGCCCAGGGUGGAGGAAGGGCUGCGGAGGCCGGGCCUGGGGGGUGGGGGUGGU